UCUACUUCCCAGUAGUACUUGAAAGAUCCCAAGCCCUAGCACACAAAAUUGUCCCUCCCGUCUUCUCCACUCCCGAAAUCAGACGAAUCGGUAUCUUCUCGGUGGAGUCUUCCGAUUCGAUUGGGUGUCUCUUCCCAAAGAAAUUGGUCUCUUUCGUUGAAACCCUUCUGCAAAAUUAGGCCUUUUCCCUGAUCGAGGAUUGCUGCUGUUGUGUUUGCGGCACUCGAGUUCGUAGGUCGAAGGAUUUCGCGAAGUUCGAAUCUUUGGGAUUGAUUUCGGGAUUUUAGGGUUAUGCAAUGCCAAUUGUGGGUUAGGAUUGGGAAGUUGAAGCGGACCAUCAAUGUCUUGGGCGGGCCCGGAAGAUCUCUACCUCUCGACUUCUCUUGCCAGCUACCUCGACAAUUCGGGAGCAGAACUGGGAUCUGGGAAACUUCUGAUCCUGCUCCGUGACGGUCGGAAGCUGUUAGGUGUACUUCGUUCCUUUGAUCAAUUUGCAAAUGCUGUUCUAGAAGGCGCUUGUGACAGAGUUAUUGUUGGUGACUUGUACUGCGACAUCCCACUGGGUCUAUAUGUGAUCCGUGGGGAAAACGUUGUGCUGAUUGGAGAACUCGAUGCGGAGAAAGAGGAGCUUCCGCCUCACAUGACGGAGGUCUCAGUAGCUGAAAUUAGAAGGGCACAGAAGGCUGAGAGGGAGGCUACCGACCUCAAAGGAACUAUGAGGAAAAGAAUGGAGUUCUUGGAUUUCGACUGAAAUCCUCCUUCAAAUGAACAAAUGCCUUUCUCAGUGAAUUCUAGCACAGGGAAUUGACCACGCUUUACGGGUUACAAUGUCGGGGUGGAGGGAUGCCUAGGUGGAUUUCGCUUCUUGUAUUCUCAUCCUUUUAGCUUUGCCUGCCUUGAGGAAAUGUAUUCGAGCUAUCGAGCUCCUGCUGUAUUGCAUUUUUUUUCACUGGUUCGAAGCAGGAUCCUGUUGAUUUAGUCCAUUGAGUCUGCUCCCUACUUCUCUGGGGGAAAUACAUUUCAUACGAUGAAGUUUUAGUUUCACGUCUAGUCAGUCGAUAACCAAUUCACUCCCUAUAGUUUUGUGUUUUCCCUUUCUACGAUGUGGAUUCACAUCCUUGAAGUCUAUAAACACUUAUUUCUUGA
This is a messenger RNA of Punica granatum (pomegranate), 1146 nucleotides long. The record is from RefSeq and is a predicted model, not a curated record. Lineage: Eukaryota; Viridiplantae; Streptophyta; Magnoliopsida; Myrtales; Lythraceae.